Molecule: messenger RNA, 4693 nt
Organism: Gigantopelta aegis
Lineage: Eukaryota; Metazoa; Mollusca; Gastropoda; Neomphalida; Peltospiridae
Exons: 19
Coding region: 55-3816 (1253 amino acids)
Molecular function (GO): protein binding
Source: RefSeq, a predicted model, not a curated record
GUAAACCGAACCAUAUUGGUGCAUGGUGUCUCUGGCAGUGGUAAGACCUCGCUAAUGGCCGCACUAACCAAAGAAUGCUGGUCGUGGUUCGGAGAAACUGCUGUUAUUAUCACAAGAUUUGUUGGUGCUACACCAGAAAGUUCCCGAGUUGGCACUUUGUUGGCUAGUAUUAUUCGUCAAGUCUGUCAGGCGUAUGGUAAAAGCAUGGAUAUUCCAACGGAAUAUGACAAGUUGUGUGAAGCGUUCAAGCAAAGCAUAAAGUCUGCAACACCAGACAAGAAACUGUUUAUAUUUCUCGACUCGUUUGAGCAACUGGACCCUCUGGAGGAGGCCAUGAACUUUAAAUGGAUCCCCGACCCACUUGGGGACAACGUAAAGAUGGUGAUAUCAACAACGACCGCUGACAGCAUCUUUCCCAAGCUAAAGACAUCGCUCGGCAAGUCGCCUCUAAUAGAAAUUAAAGCCUUCACCCUUGAAGAUGCUACCAAAACGUUCGAGGAAUGGUUUUCAGGGAAACGCACGUUAACCGAUAUACAAAUGAAGAUCAUGAAAACGGCUUUGGACGCUUGUUGUUUGCCUCUGUUUUUGAGAUUGACAUUCGACGAGGUCUACAAAUGGACCAGCUACAUGCCAGUCCGAGAAAGCGUCCUGCAGCAUACGAUAGAGGAAGCCAUUGGAGCCUUUUUUUCGCAUAUAGAACAAACACACGGUCGCAAACUUGUUGCUCAUGCAUUGGGAUAUCUUACGCUUGCGAAAAGAGGACUCAGUGAGUCAGAGCUGGAGGACAUAUUGUCUUGCGUGGAUGAAGUCCUGGACGAGUUGUAUGUCUACUGGGAACCUCCAGUUCGAAGACUUCCACCUUUAAUUCUUGUUCGCCUGCGCAGUGAGCUAGAUCGCUAUAUUGCCCAGAGGGAAGUGGAAGGAACUCCAGUAAUGCUGUGGAAUCACCACCACUUCAGAGAGGUGUCGCAAAAGAGAUAUUGCAGUGACGAAAAUUUCAGACAAGGCAUUUACCAAGGACUCGCAGACUUCUUUGCUGGGACUUGGGCAGGUGACAACAAAAAGCCGUACAAGAAAAAGAAUAAGGAGGGUUCUGUCGAAGAUGUCGCGGCAAAACGUAAGGUGGCAGAACAACCAUUGUUUUUUGACGACAAAUGUAACUUUAGAAAAGUGAACAAUCUUCCUUGGUGUCUCAUAGCUACCGGAGAUUCGGAGAAAUUGGCCUCCGAAUGUUUGUGCAACCUGGAUUUCCUACUGGCCAAGUUGGAACAUGUUGGCAUCAGAUUUCUGCUGGACGAUUUUGUGGAUGCUGUUGAAAAAUUUAAAAAUGAGGAGGAUUUCAAGCAAAUUAAACUGGUGCUCCAGGUGUCGCAGAGAGCGCUGCAGAACGACUCCAAUCAGCUGCCGGCUCAACUAAUCGCACGUCUGCGUUUGUCUGACGGAAAUAAUACGGCAUCAACAAAGCUGAAGGAUCUUCUGGAGAAAUGUCACAAAGCUCCGUUCCCGGUGUUGGUAUCCAGUGACACCCAACUUGAAGUCUCAGAGAUGGGUCUAACGCACUCUCUUCCAGCACACACAUCUCAAGUGGUCGGUUUUGACUUGUCAAAAUCUGGAGAUACAGCCAUAACAUUUUGCUGCGAUGGUCAGUUAAAGGUCUGGGACAUCAGGCGUGGCCAACUUGUGAGGUCUGUUGACGUUCCUCUUGAUGCCUUUGAUCAUAACACACCAAAACCAAACAAGUGCCUCCUUGCCUACAAUGACCAGAUCGUUGUCGUGGUAACAGAAGCUAACCUUUUACUUUAUGACGUUAACACGGGACGUAACGUUGAGACGUUUUCCUUUCAAGAAAACCAUCUGGAUGACCCAGCCGUGUGUGUUGGUGGGGAUGCACAGGGCAACGAACUAGUCAGCAAUGCGUAUAUUGGUGUCUUCAGCAAUUCUGUUUGGAAUCUCUACAAUGCAAAAACACUCAAGAAGUCUCAAAACAGAGAUAUAGGCAGUCUAGAAAGAGGACGUUUGGGACUUGAAUCCCUGUGCGCAGGAAGUUCCAGAUUUAUGGCAGUAACAGAUGAAGCUCACUUUUAUUUGAGAUCAUUUUCCAUCAGGGAUAAGCUUGCUCGAACGCGGCGUGUAUUUCCAAUCUUCAACAUUCCAAACAACCCAGAUGCUCUCGGCUAUCAGAUACAGUGUAUGACAUUCACAUCAGAUGGGAUGACUAUCAUUGUGGCCAACAUGCACGAAAACGAAAUUCUGUUUCUGGAUGCUGAAAAUCUGGAGGAGAAAAGACGUUUCAGAGGUUAUGCUGAUGAUUCCCCGACCGCAUAUUGUGUUACUGGAGAUGGCAGAUAUGUCCUCUUCCCGUCUAAGCAGAAUGUCGUUGUGAGGGGUCUAAAUGAUGAGAACUAUAGAAGAAGUAUUGCAAAACAUUCAAACAAUGUCGUGUUUGCUGCCACGUCAGAUUUCAAUCUGUUGGUUACUUUGGGCGAGGACGGUGUUCUGAGACUAUGGAAUGACUUGGAUCUGAAGGAGAAAGCAUGGACUGAAGCAGAAGCGGUGAAAGAAGGGACCCAAAUAAGGCACAUGGAACUGUUUAGAACCACAUCAAGAUAUGCCAUAUGUGUGGAGGUGUCUCCUACCACAAGACAUCUUUCAGUGUAUAAUCUUUACAGCGGGCGGGUUGUUCGUCGAGCCACACUGGGUCCAUCGAUGAUAAACAUUGAAGUGACUGUUUUACAUGAAGAUGACGACAACGUGACAGCUGUAGUAAAGCGGUCGUGUGGUCACCUGUGUGAGGUUGACCUCCACGCAAUGAAGGUUACCAAAGAACUGAAUAUCAAAGUACCAAAAUCUGAAGAUGAAAAUGGGAAAACGUUUAGUAUUUUGACAAUAGAACAGGAACAACAUCUAAUUGCAUUACACUAUUCUGAACUCAGAAUUGACUGUCUUGAAGUUUCCACUGGGAAAAAGAGCAACUUAUUCACUUCAGAUUGUGAAGCAAUAGAUAAUUUUAUGGUAUGUGAAAGUCAACUCCUUUUGGUCGCAGAGGUAGAACAGGUGUUUACUAUUGUGGACAUCGUGAAGAAGACAGUAAAGCACACCAUUUCCCCCGACUCUUUCACGGAUGAUGUCGAUCUACUUGGUAUUUCUGCAGAUGGCAAGUGUUUGGUAUUUUCUGGAACCAAUGAUGGGAAUCUGAGAUGCUGGAACAUCGUCAGAGACGAACCAUUUCCUGAAUUAGAUAUUUACAACGAUGAUGCCAAUAAAGAACAAACAAAUGAUGUCGAGGUGGAACAUGUUUCCUUUCUGGACAAAGAAACUGUAGUCUGUAGUUUUGGAAGUGGAACUGUUAGGAUCUGCACUUUACCAACAGGAAAAACUAAGGAAUUAACAGCAGGUCAUGUAGGCGAGGUGACAUUUUCCACCAAAGAGCGAUCAGACAUGUUUCUUUCAUAUGGGAGUGAUGCACAAGAUAAAACUAUGGUGUUGUGGAGCAAGAAUGGAACAGAAUAUAAAAGGGUUGCAAGCUAUACAUCAGACUAUCCACUAGAACACGUGGUGCUGAGUCGAGAUGGUACAUUCGUGAUCAGCUGCACAGUAAAGCCCGCAAAUGUAGUCACCUGGCACAUUGAAGGCAAACGUGAAUACAGGUCUUCCCAAUUGCAUGAGACCAACGAAAGAGAGUUAUUCCGAGGAACAGAUUUGACCCUCACCCUGGACCUGACGUGUGACAAGGACAAUGAUGUAGGAUCCAUAGAUUUCCUUGGCGAUGAUGAUGAUCGCAAUCGACUGGUGAAGACACCGGAUUCCUUGGACUAAUUGAAAUCUCUUUAGAAGAAUAUGAAAUGUCUUGACUUGGAGCUUUGUCCUGCAGUCUGCACUUCGUCAGUGAUGAUGAUGAUACGUUCCGGAGUCUUGGCAGUUUGUUCCUUAUGAUACAUUUGUUUCGGGAAUAGUGAUAUAUGUAAGUACUCAUAUCACUAAUACCUGGCUAUGGGAAAAAUUACAAAACAAGAACAAAAUUACGGCAAAGUUAACAUAGAAGGAGGUUUCUGCCCAUUUUCAACUUCUGUCCCGAGUCAUGCCCCUGGCUAUCCAGAGACAGGACCCGGGAUAAACAUGCUCGAAACCUUAGUGAUCCUUCUUCUUCUUCAAGGUGACUGUGACGUUUGCUGAGAAUUCUGCUGCUCAAACGUAAAUCCCUUUUAGUAAAAAGUAUUUCACAAUAAUAAUGAAAAAUGUAUUGAUUUAUGAGUGAUUGCCGUCACAACUUUCUAUUUAUCUAUUGAAUUGUCUUGUAAAGGUGGGGUAUGUGACACUAGACUUGAUAGUGGCAGUCCUCCUAAAGACGAAUAUGGAAGGAUGUAUCGUCUUGGAAAAUGACAGUCUUCCUAUAGUUGAAUCACUCAAAAGUAAUGAUGGAGUAGUCAAUGAACAUAUUCGACCAUUCCUGGAAAAAGGUUACAAAAAACUAAAAACCUGUAUAGCCAGCAAUUUAUGAUCAGAAGUUUAAAAAAUAUAUACAAUGUUAUAUUUUUAAAAUACGUUUUUCACCUACUCCCGAAAAAAAAUCAGUUAAAAGUUGAUUGAUUCACGGAAAAAAAUAAUGGCUUAUAUGUUGUAAAGUGCCUAAAAUGCCACUUGUGGCAUACUGCUUUUCUAUAUUAUAAUGUUUUAAUAAAUGCCAUUUAUUGCA